Molecule: messenger RNA, 2096 nt
Organism: Rhinolophus ferrumequinum (greater horseshoe bat)
Lineage: Eukaryota; Metazoa; Chordata; Mammalia; Chiroptera; Rhinolophidae
Gene: MMAA
Product: metabolism of cobalamin associated A
Exons: 8
Coding region: 401-1684 (427 amino acids)
Cellular component (GO): cytoplasm
Molecular function (GO): GTPase activity; ATP hydrolysis activity; GTP binding
Source: RefSeq, a predicted model, not a curated record
AGAAGAAUAUUGAAUUGGGUGAUGUUGGGGGUGCUGGUUGUAUGGGCAGGCAGACGUCGGCAAAAUGGGCUGAAAGGGAAGGUUCGUUGUUUUCUCCUUAAAAAGGAAAUGCUCUGUGAACAGUGUUUUUAAACUUUCAUCAUCAUCAUUUUGUGCAGGUGUGUGAGUUUACCGUUGUGCUGCAGUAAGGCCCCUUGCCGCCGCCAAACCCGGCAAAUGGUUAACUAUAGCAGGGAUAGUCCAGGGAACAGGCAGUUUGUGACCGCAGCGGAUUGUCAUCUGAGUAUUCAGAAAUAAUUGGAAUUGAAAGAGGAAAAAAUACCUGGAAACUGAUGGUCAGAGAAUCACAAAUCACACUGAGCCAAAAAAGCGUCCAUUGUUUUCUUCAGCUACAAAUAAAAUGAAUGUUCCCGUGCUGCUACAACAUCCUCACCGGUAUUUCCUAAAACGCCUUUUGAGAACACCUUUCCGAUGUUACCACUUCAUCUUUCACUCAAGUACUCAUCUCAGAUCAGGAAGCCCAUGGGCUCGGCCAUUUGAUUCUCUUAGACUCCAUUGUACAAAGUGGAUGCUGCUGUCAGAUGGUUUAAAGAGAAAAUUAUGUUUACAAACAACCUUAAAGAAACACACAGAAGGACUUUCUGAUAAAGAACAAAGAUUUGUGGAUAAACUUUAUACUGGUUUAAUCCAAGGACAAAGGGCCCACUUAGCAGAGGCCAUAACACUUAUAGAAUCAACUCACAGCAGAAAAAAAGAGUUAGCCCAGGUGCUUCUUCAGAAAGUCUUGGUCUAUCACAGAGAACAAGAACAGUUAAAUAAAGGCAAGCCACGAGCCUUUCGAGUGGGAUUGUCUGGGCCCCCGGGUGCUGGAAAAUCAACCUUUAUAGAAUAUUUUGGAAAAAUGCUUACUGAGAGAGGGCACAAAUUAUCUGUGCUAGCUGUGGACCCUUCUUCCUGUACUAGUGGUGGAUCAUUGUUGGGUGAUAAAACCCGAAUGACUGAGUUAUCAAGAGAUAUGAAUGCAUACAUCAGACCAUCUCCUGCUGGAGGUACUUUAGGAGGUGUGACAAGAACCACAAAUGAAGCUAUUCUGUUGUGUGAAGGAGGGGGAUAUGACAUCAUUCUGAUUGAAACUGUAGGUGUGGGUCAGUCGGAGUUUGCUGUUGCUGAUAUGGUUGACAUGUUUGUCUUACUGCUGCCACCAGCAGGAGGGGAUGAACUGCAGGGUAUCAAAAGAGGUAUAAUUGAGAUGGCAGAUCUGGUAGCUAUCACUAAAUCUGACGGGGACUUGGUUGUGCCAGCGCGGAGGAUACAGGCGGAGUACGUGAGCGCGCUGAAAUUACUCCGCAAGCGUUCAGAAGUCUGGAGACCAAAGGUAGUUCGUAUUUCUGCCAGAAGUGGAGAGGGGAUCACUGAAAUGUGGGAUAAAAUGAAAGAAUUCCGGGACUUAAUGCUUGCCAGUGGGGAGCUGAUUGCCAGACGACAGAAGCAGCAGAAAGUUUGGAUGUGGAAUCUCAUUCAGGAAAGUGUGUUAGAACAUUUCAGGACCCACCCCACAGUCCGGGAACAGAUUCCUCUUCUGGAAAGAAAGGUUCUGAGUGGAGCCCUGUCCCCAGGCCUAGCAGCAGACUUGUUGUUGAAAGCUUUUAAAACAAAGACUAAUGAAAUUCAUCCUAUACAAUAAUUUUGUAUAUCGUUUCGUGAAGUAUUUUAAUAUUAAAAGUCACUUGUGUGGUUAUAUUGUCAGUAAUGCUUUUGUCGCUCUCGGCCUCCUUAUUUGUGAACCAUGCUUGAAAACUCGAAGAAUGUUAGGUAUGGAUGGCCAAGGUCAGGCAGUCGGGCAGUGUUCAUAAGGUACCUGCUGUCUGUUAUGAUUUCCUUUUCUUCCUAUUCUUAAACCCAGGCACGGUGGGAUUGUUUCUUCUCAUCAGUCAGGAACAAAGAAAGCAGAGGAGGACAGUGGAAGAUCACAUACCUUAAAAUGCUUUUUUUGAUUCUAUAUUCUCUGGGAAUUUCAAGAGAAAACGUAAGCAAGAAUCACCACAUUUUUUGAAGUCUUACUUGAGGCCAGAAUAAUACACAGUGGGUUUCUAAGA